Messenger RNA from Thermochaetoides thermophila DSM 1495, 486 nucleotides. RefSeq lists its product as uncharacterized. Lineage: Eukaryota; Fungi; Ascomycota; Sordariomycetes; Sordariales; Chaetomiaceae. The record is from RefSeq and is a predicted model, not a curated record. The transcript has a single exon. The coding region runs from base 1 to 486 and encodes 161 amino acids.
AUGCUGAAGGCCACGUACACCGUCACUGAGCCGCACCCCACGGUGCCCCAAAACAGCUACACUCACGCUGGCCGCGGCGGCGCUGGCAACUUCUUCCGUGCUCCUCGGACUACCCCCGCCAGCGGUAUUCCUACCCCCGCGGACCUGAAGCCUGUCACCAGCAACUCUUCCACUUCCCGCCGCUUCUACUCGGGCCGCGGCGGCGCCGGCAACGCACACCCCAUUGAAAUCGCCCAACCCAGCCUGUCCUUCGAUGAGGAGUACAAUCGAGCCGAGGCUCGCGAGCAGCGUGUUGCUCGUGGCAUGGGCUACCACGUCGGCCGUGGUGGCGCUGGCAACAUCGCCAAGAAGAAUCUUGAGGUAGAGAAGGAGGAGGUUGACGGUGGCAACAUUGCUCGUGUCAGCACUGCCAGCACGGCAGAUAGUUUGAGGUCCAGCCUUAGUGGCUUCGGAGGCUUCGUCAAGCGCAUCAUCAGCCACAACUAA